GCUAGUUUCAACACCACGCCACCGGAGAGAGCAGCUGAUAAACAACCGCUUCCCUCCACCGAAAGUUCUUUGUUCGUCUUCAGCGUUAACUAAAAGCAUGAGCGCCACCACGGCUGACAAGAUGAGCAUGUCUCUGGACGACAUUAUCAAGCUCAAUAAGAAAGGAGGCAGCGGCCGCGAGAGAGGAUCGUACGGGUCGGGUGGAAGUUCAGGUCGGGCCGGUGGAUCGUCGAGGCCGGUGCGGAGUCGACAGAAUAACUUCAACCGUGACAGAAACAACAGAUCCACACCAUACACCAGGCCCAGAGAGUUACCAGACAAAUGGCAGCACGAUAUGUUUGAGGAGCAUGCUGGUGGGCGCAGAGAACAAAGUGCAGGAGCAGAAAGAAGUGUAGAAAGUAGUGGUAAACUGCUGGUUUCCAAUCUGGACUUUGGCGUCUCUGACUCGGAUAUCAAGGAAUUGUUUGCGGAGUUUGGGACAUUAAAGAAAGCAUCUGUCCAUUAUGAUCGGUCUGGGCGCAGUAAAGGAACUGCAGAUGUUUACUUUGAAUCUCAAACGGAUGCACUCAAAGCCAUGAAGCACUAUAAUGGUGUCCCACUUGAUGGCCGUCCCAUGAAAAUCCAGCAAGUGACGUCAGAAGUUGUUGUUCACCAUUUUGGCUGUUUCUAUAUAAUGUUUCUUAGGAAAAUUCUGUGUAGUAACUCUUUAAUUUACUCUAAAGAUUUAGCCGUAUUUAAAAAAAUCUUUGUGACUUUUUGCAGCUCAAGCAGCGGGUUUGACCGCAGCAGGCUUGGACAGCCCAAGUUUGAAAGGAGUGAAAGGAGUGACAGGAGUGACAGGAGUGAAAGGAAUGAGAGGAGGCAAGGUGGCGGCAGUGGAGGUUUCAGAGGUCGGGGUAGAGGUAGAGGAAACAGACCCCAACUUUCUGCAGAGGAGCUGGAUGCCCAGUUGGAUGCUUAUAAUGCCAAGUUUCAGAUGGACACCAGUUAGAAGAGCUGAGAGAGAUGCUGCUGCCGUACCUUUCUGCGUACCUUCAUACUCCCUUUUUUUGUGUUAAAUCUGGUUGAUCAGAUGUGAUGGAUCGGACCUUAUUACACCUUGUUGUGUUUUUAAGCCAUUUUGCUGUAUGGACCAUUAUAUUCUUUUGAUUUUAAUAUUUCUCAGUAUUUUUGUAGCCAUGUUUUCAGGGGCAGUUUUAUGUAUUGAGGAUUUUUCUCCUAGGCCACCAACUCCUGUGAUUUUCUCCAAAUGUAUGGAAAAUUGCCAUUUACCUGCAAACAUGAUUGAUUUUUUUUUUUUUUGGUAAUGAAAUCAUGUAAACAUGAUUCAGUAGUUUGACAGACUGUCCAAUGUAAUGUUAAAAAUGUAAAAUGUUCAUGUACAUCAGUUUUGUCAUUUGGUACUGUAUACUUGACAUAUGGACAUAUAUCACAAGGGUUUUGUAUAUAAAUAGUUUUAUUGAAUCGUC
Messenger RNA from Epinephelus fuscoguttatus (brown-marbled grouper), 1469 nucleotides. RefSeq names its product THO complex subunit 4-A-like. Bases 98 to 991 code for a protein of 297 amino acids. Gene Ontology annotation, biological process: mRNA export from nucleus. The transcript is spliced from 6 exons. The record is from RefSeq and is a predicted model, not a curated record. Lineage: Eukaryota; Metazoa; Chordata; Actinopteri; Perciformes; Serranidae. Gene Ontology annotation, molecular function: mRNA binding. Gene Ontology annotation, cellular component: nucleus.